AUGUCAUCCAACCUUCUCUUACGGCAAGGCUUAUUAUUACCCCGCGCGUCACGUUUAUUUUCGCCAAGAAGACUUUGUCUCGUUGAUAAAGUGACAUGCGAAGAAGAAGAUAAGGGCAGGAAUGAGGCAGAUAACAUGGCGUUGGAUAUCAGAAGCUAUAAAACUCAAUCGGAACCAUUGUUGUGGCUUUACAUACCAAGAAUUCUUCAUAAAUCAUCGAUAGUAAAACGCCCAAAAGCUAACAUCUCAGGAAUGCCGUUAGACGAAGAACCAUUAACCAACGAACUAACUACCUCCUUGGCACUUGUGGGAGGCUUUAAGACAUUAGGUGGUCUAAGCAACCCAAACGUCGUGGCCGGCAUUUAUAGCUUGGUUCUAUUUCCAUUAGACACCAAGACUCAGGUACAAGGCAAAAAUCAACGGCCGCCUCAUAACCACGGCAAGCUACUCAGAAUAUUCUUUCUACUAAUAGCGGAAGAUGCCAUCGUGGUCUAUAUAGCAAGGCAUGUGAGAAAAGACCGAGAGGUUAUCGAUAUUAGCGGUGAGCCCGGGUUUUCGGCAAAACGCAGACCUAUGUAUGUCCAAGUAAAUAAGGCGUUUGAGUACCUAGACAAAGGGAGGGAGACAAUGCUGUCUGACGAUACAAUCUGCUAA
Molecule: messenger RNA, 654 nt
Organism: Fusarium venenatum
Lineage: Eukaryota; Fungi; Ascomycota; Sordariomycetes; Hypocreales; Nectriaceae
Source: RefSeq, a predicted model, not a curated record